Molecule: messenger RNA, 873 nt
Organism: Henningerozyma blattae CBS 6284
Lineage: Eukaryota; Fungi; Ascomycota; Saccharomycetes; Saccharomycetales; Saccharomycetaceae
Exons: 1
Coding region: 1-873 (290 amino acids)
Biological process (GO): formaldehyde catabolic process
Cellular component (GO): cytosol
Molecular function (GO): S-formylglutathione hydrolase activity
Source: RefSeq, a predicted model, not a curated record
AUGAAAGAAGUAAAAGUUAUCAACUCAUGCGAUGGGAAAUUGAUCUCUCUUUCACAUGAUUCAGCUUGCAAUAAUUGUGAAAUGGCUCUAAACAUUUAUUUACCAAAACAAUAUUAUUCCAAUGAAACACACUCCACUAUUCCUGCCAUCUAUUAUCUUUCUGGUCUUACAUGUACACCUGCAAAUGCAUCUGAAAAAGCCUUUUGGCAAUGUCAAGCCGAUUUGUAUGGGUUUAGUGUUGUUUUCCCCGAUACUUCUCCCAGAGGUGAAUCUGUCCCAGAUUCUAAAGAUGAAUAUGAUUUUGGUCAAGGUGCAGGGUUUUAUUUAAAUUCUACUAAAGAACCUUAUGUGAAGAAUUAUCAAAUGUCUGAUUAUAUUCAUAAAGAAUUACCCAAGGAAUUGGAAAAUUAUUUCCAAGACUGUAGAUUAGAUUUUACAAAAAAUGUCGGGAUCACAGGUCAUUCCAUGGGUGGUAUGGGUGCAUUAGCUGGGUUUUUCAAAUUAUAUCCUCAUUAUAAGAGUGUUUCUGCAUUUUCACCUAUUGCUAACCCUUCAGCAGAAGAUUGCCCAUGGGGUCAAAAGUGUUUUAGUAGAUAUUUAAAAGAUUUUAAAUCUGAAUCAUUGGAAUAUGAUCCAUGUGAAUUGAUUGGGAAAGUGAAACCCAAGGGUGACAAUGACGUGAAGAAAAUUUUAAUCAGUGUGGGGACUAAAGAUCCAUUUUAUUCUACACAAUUAUAUGUGGAUAGAAUAUUGGAAUACUCGAAGGGAACUGCCUGGGAAAAUAAGAUUGAAAUCAAUAAAUUACAAGGGUUUGAUCAUUCAUAUUUUUUCGUUGUACUGAAGUCCCCAGCAUGCCAAAUUCCAUGCCAUUAA